Dioszegia hungarica is the source of this 2211-nucleotide messenger RNA. Its product is annotated as acyltransferase ChoActase/COT/CPT. Gene Ontology annotation, biological process: carnitine metabolic process. Gene Ontology annotation, molecular function: carnitine O-acetyltransferase activity. The record is from RefSeq and is a predicted model, not a curated record. Lineage: Eukaryota; Fungi; Basidiomycota; Tremellomycetes; Tremellales; Bulleribasidiaceae. The transcript is spliced from 14 exons. Bases 1 to 2211 code for a protein of 736 amino acids. Gene Ontology annotation, cellular component: mitochondrion.
AUGCCGAGCACCAACGGCAGCGUCACCAACAAGCAGCUCAAGGAGUCCAAGCUUCCCAAGCUGCCCAUCCCAAAGCUCGAGGACUCGUGCAAGCGGUACCUACGGGCUCUGGAAGGUCUUCAAGAUCCUGCCGAACAUGACAAGACGAAGAAGGUCGUACAGGAGUUCUUGACGAGUGGAGAGGGGGCCAGAUGGCAGAAGCGGCUCGAAGAGUACAAUGAAGGCGUGGAGAGCUACAUUGAGGAGUUCUGGUAUGAGAGCUACUUGAACUUCGCCGACUCGGUUGUUUUGAGCUUGAAUCCAUUCUUCGUCCUAUCCUCGGAUGUCACACCUAGAUCGAACCCUCAGCUAGCUCGUGCCGCCUCCCUCAUCCUCUCGUCACUCUUCUUCAUCCACGAUCAGCGGAAUGGACUGCUCCAGCCGGACGCCGUACGAGACACACCGCUCGACAUGAGCCAAUACGAGCGGCUGUUCGGGGCAUGUCGUGUACCUACAGAGCGCGGGUGUCAGAUGCAAAUGCACAACGAGAGCAAACACGUCGUCAUCAUCCGUCGCGGACAGUUCUACUGGUUCGACUGCCUGGACUCGAAGUACCGUCCCCUCCUGUCUGACCGAGAAAUCUUGACCAACCUCGAAGCUGUCGUCCGUGAUUCCGACAAGACUCCAGUACAAGAGGUCGCCCCCAAUGCCCUUGGUGUUCUGACCACCGAAUCACGCAAGAUCUGGUCCAGUCUCCGGAAUCAGCUCAUCACAUCCAACAAGUCCAAUGCGGCCUCGCUGGAGAAGAUCGAGUCGGCGCUGUUCGUGGUCUGUCUAGAUGACUUUGCGACGGAAGACCUGGGCGAGCUGUGCGGGAACUUCCUGUGUGGAAGCUACGCGCUCGAGGGAGGCAUUCAGACGGGGACCUGUACAAACAGGUGGUAUGAUAAGCUGCAAAUCAUAGUCUGCAGCAACGGCGACGCUGGAGUCAAUUUUGAGCAUACGGGUGUAGAUGGUCACACUGUCCUCCGUUACGCCGCCGACGUGUACACUGAGCUGGUUCUACUGUUCGCGAAGACCAUCAACCCCUCCACCCCAUCCUUGUUUAAAGCUCGUCCCUCCCCCUUCUCCCGCGCCGGCCGAUCCAAGAACAAGGGCAAAUCAAACGACGAGCCUGACGAGGAGUACGAUACAUCGCCCAAGAAGCUCGAGUGGAAGCUUACGCCCGACCUCCGCGCGGGCGUCCGGUACGCCGAGACUCGCAUCUCUGAUCUGAUCUGUCAGAACGAUAGCCAGGCGCUCGAAUUUAAGGGAUACGGAAGUGCCUUUAUCAAGCGGCACGGGUUCAGUCCGGAUGCGUUUGUGCAGAUGGCGUUCCAGGCGGCUUACUAUGGGCUGUACGGGCGCGUGGAGUCGACUUAUGAGCCAGCUAUGACCAAGGCAUUCUUGCAUGGUCGGACGGAGGCCAUCCGGACGGUCCAGCCAGAAAGUGUCAACUUUGUCAAGACCUUCUUGUCCGAGACUGCUAAGCCAGAGGAGAAGAUCGCUGCGCUCAGAGCAGCUUGCAAGCGUCAUACUCAGCUCACGAGGGAUUGUUCGGCCGGGCAGGGGCAGGACCGGCACAUGUACGCCAUGCACUCUCUCAUCCAGCGGGAUAUCCAAGCGCAGCGUGCGGCCAAGGAGAACGUCAAAGGCAGUGGCGACGGUACCUCGUCUCGACGAUCAAGCGACCACGAGCGCGAUCCCGAUACUAUGACUGUACCCGAGAUCUUCACUGAUCCGGGGUAUGGUCUGCUCGGGACCAGCGUAUUGUCGACAUCGAACUGCGGCAAUCCUGCGUUGAGACUAUUCGGUUUUGGGCCUGUCACUCCAGAAGGCUACGGGAUCGGCUACAUUAUCAAAGAUGAAGGGAUCUCUAUCUGCAUGUCGUCAAAACACCUCCAGACACGCCGACUCCUCUCGACUCUUCAAGCAUACCUCCUGCAGGUCCGGACAAUGCUCAUUGCCCUCUGGAAGGAUGCGAACGAGGCGCCUCAGCACUGGGUGGACCAUACCGGGACGUUGAGGGAUGCGAGGACCGGCAAGCCCAUCACGGUGGAGAAUGACGAUGAAGAGGAGGAGGAGAUGUUGAGCGGCUUUGGCUUCUUUGACGUUGGGGCGAAUGAUGGGGCUGCGCAGGCUAAGCGGAGGAGACCGCAGAUCGGUGAGUCGCUUCUGAUGCCCGCGCGGUGA